Messenger RNA from Vitrella brassicaformis, 2846 nucleotides. The record is from the annotation of a GenBank genome assembly. Lineage: Eukaryota; Vitrellaceae.
CUUGCCUUGCCGCUUCACUUUUGGUCAGAUCUGUCUGCUCUCCUCUGCCAAAUGAAGUCAGGAUCUGUGAAUGCAACGAUUGACGAAGAGUCGCAGGAAGCCAGGCCUUUGAGCGGCAAAGAUGGCUUCGUGCCGGGCAUUGCUGAGGCGCUGUCCCCUCUCGGCGCCGUCUCGACGCUGCUGGUGGCCAUGAUAGGCACCGGUGUGGUGGCCAUGCCAUUCAUCUUUCUCCUUUGCGGCAUCACUUUGGGCGUGAUCGGCCUCGCUGCGAUGGCGUGGCUGGCGCAGCUGGCGAUGGUCUGCAUCAUCAGGAGCGUGCAGAUCUCGCGAUGCGUGUCAUACGAAGAUCUGGGAGAGAGGGCCUUCGGGAUGGUGAGUCAGUCAAUGGCAUGGCAAGACUGAACUGAUCGACUCGUCGUUGAUUCAUUGCUUGCAUCUAUCUAUCUGUGUGUGUGUUGUGUCAGUGGUUCAGCCGGAUAACUGACCUGUCGCUCAUUGGGUUGCUGCUGGGCUCGACCGCUGCAUACAUCAUCAUUGGUAGGUUAGCUGACCACACACAUAUACACACGCAGAGAGAGAGAGUGUGUGCAGUUGAACGGCUCUCGCGUGGUCUGCGUGUGUGUGUGUGUGUGUGUUCAUUCAGCGACGAACAUCCUGAGUGUGAGUCUGCCCGACAGUCUGUCGGUGCCGCGUCCGACCCUGUUUGCCCUCGUGGCCCUGGCCAUGUUCCCCGUCUGCCUCGCCAGGACCUACGACGGGCUCGCUGCCAUCAACACUUUCUGCUUCACGUGAGCGGACAGGACACCCAUACAUACAGUCAGUACAUGGGCGACUGACUGACUUGUGCGUACCGUGUGUACGCCCAUCUAUCUCAUCUGUGUGCUGUGCCAGGUCGUUUGUGGUGAUAUCAGUGAUAUGCACGGUCAAGAGUGUGUUGGUGAGGGAGCACAUACAGGUCGACGAGACCACCCAGAGGAUAUCGCCCAUCAUCGGGCUCAUUCUCUCGCUCCCAAUGACGAGUGAGUGAGCUCAGAAUGGCGUGCAGUUGGCCACGGUGGAGCCGAGCCGAGCCGAGCAGUCAUUCGCCUCCCUCUGUCUGUGUGUGCCUGUCCUGACAGGCACUUACAUGAAUGGCCACAUGAAUGUGCCCCAGGUAUAUGCUGAGCUGCGGCCGCAAUGGAAGAGGCGGGCAAUACCACUGGGCACAGGUAUGUAUGGUUUGCAUGGACGCCACACCCAUGCAAUGCAAACACACAACACACGUAUGCCUGCAGCUCAGCUUUGUGUUGUUCUGUUCUCUUUGCCACCCACGUGUGCUGUGCGUCAUUACAGCGGUGUGUGUGAUAGCCUUCGCCUUUUACGUCUUUGCCGGUACGUACCGUACCACACGAGAGCGGCCCGCUCGUCCACCCGGAUGAAUACAUCACAUCCCACCCACUGCUGUGCUGUGCUCUCUCUCUGUGUGCUGUGUGUAGGGAUGGUUCCAUAUCUUGUGUUCCACGCCAGCACCGAGACAGACAUCCUCACACAACUUGUCAACACAUUCAUGGCUGUACACUCGGUCGGUCGGCCGGCCGGCAACAACCAACACAACACAAGAGACAACCAGACCAGACGCACACACAUUCACUCACGUCUGCCGGUCAUCACGUGGGCGUAUGUCUGUCUGUCUGUCUGUGUGCAUGUGAUGUGUACAGGCGCGUGAUCCCCAUCUGUCCCUUGCCCAGGUGCUGCUGGGCUUGUGCAUCGUUCUCAAGACACCCGUCAUACAAUUCCCCCUCAGGUCAGUCAGGUCACAUCACAUCAUCAAAUCACCUUCCUUCCCCCUGUAUGUACUCACUGGUGCGGUGCGGUGCGGCUGUCCGUAUAGGUCUCUGGUGUUGGGUCGGUUUCAACCGGACGCCAAGCUGGCGACGCUGCCCAUGCCUCAGAACCUCCUGCUCACCGCCGUAUGCAUCGCAGCCGCAUACCUGUUAGGUACGUAACGUACGGACACACACACACACACGCGGGAGGAGACAACGACGCAUACCAUCUAUCUAUCUAAGUGCCUGUGUUGUGUUUGUUGAUUCGUUCUAACGUUGAAUCAUUCAGCUGUUGCGUUGCCGAGGCUGGACUUGGUGAUUCAGAUCGUGGGUGCCACCUCUGGUGUGUUCCUCGUGUACAUAUGCCCGGGCGCAUUCACUCUAGGGGUACGCAGGCAAAGCAAAGCACUUACAGCACACGUCAGUCAGCCAGUCCGUCGAUCAGAGAGGAGAGCAAGUGUUUGUGUUAAAUCUGUCUGUGUUGUACGGUGUGUACGCAGAUAGAGAGACGGAAGGCGGCUGAUGUGUGGGUGGCCGUGCGGGGAUGGACGCUCGUCGUCUCAGGUGCGUACGAGCUGAAUGACAGACACAUGUGCUGUGCAUGACCGCGUGGAUCUCUCCCUCCCUCCCUGGCUGUGUUGUGUUGUGCUGCAUUCGUUGUGCGCUUUCCACACCAACAGGUCUGUGUAUCUCCGUGACGGCCUUGUGUGCUGUGAUCGUCAAUGAAGUGUUCAGCUGAUAGAUACAUACCUGAAUGGAUGGAUGGAUGGAUGGAUGAUGAAUGAAUGGCGCGGCGCCAGCACUGGGGCAGCCUCGUCUGUAUGUGUGAGUGUGCAUGUCCGUGCUAAGAGAAGGUCAACCGAUAGAUCAAAGGGCCUGCAUGCCUACUGUCGCACGUGUUCGUUCGUGUGUUAGUCAAUGAGUCAGUGUGCGUGGCAUGGCACGGAUGGGGGAGCUCAAAGGAAGGAGCUCGAUUCGAUGAAGGGACACGACAGUAGCUAGCUAGCCAACGUUGCGACGCCUUCACUCAAUAAAUAAAUC